AUGGAAACUGAUUGGACCCCGGAUAUCGUGAUAGGCGUGGACUUUGGCAUGACCUGUACGGGUAGGUUUCGCCUUGUUUUUUGCCUGAUUUCUAUGCUACUAUCUUACCAAAUACUUGAACUUCCCGGGCUAGGAGUUUCCUAUUCAUUUGCUCCAGACUGGCCAACUCCGAAACCCCUCCAGCAUUGGCCAGGAUUAAUAGGCAGGGAAAUUGCCAAUAAAGUUCCCACGCAAUUGAAAUACCUGUCUUCCACACCGACAGUAGAAAGCUGGGGCUUCAGAUGCUCUUUGGAUUCUGGGGACCUCAGUGAAAACGUGAAGAAACACUUCAAACUUCACUUGGACCCCCAGUUCCUGGACAAACGGCCAGAUGCUCCCAGCCAUCAUGAAGCAAUGACGUAUUUCAAAGACUACAUCCAGCUAAUUUAUCGCUAUACGGUUUCGUACAUGGCGAAUAAAUUUCCGCGUUUUUUCUCGUGCCGAGUUGAAUUCAUCUUCAGCGUUCCAACUACAUGGAAAGACCCACGCAUGGUUACAGAAUUUAAGAAUUCAAUAACCCUAGACUCACCAUAUCACCAAGCUAUGAUAGGGCUGUCAGAGGCAGAGGCAGCUGCAGUAUAUGCCAGUGGGAAUAAUUACCAGCAAGGCGAUGUAGUUCUCGUGUGUGAUGCUGGAGGAGGCACAACGGACGUUAAUAUUUUAAAGGUUGUUUCGCCGGCAAAAGAGUCCACUUCUUUCAUACCACUUGGAGUUGUAGAAGGAAAGCCAGUUGGCUCCGUGAUGAUCGAUAUAGGAGCUCACCAACUUAUAAGUAGUAAGCUGGAACAGAUGCGAGACACUUUGAAAGGAUCUCCACAGGAGAUUGCCUCGCAGGCGAUGAGGACUGGCCACUUUGAGCGGUUCAAAUGCGCCUUUGGCACCCAGGAAACAGAUUCCCUUUCGCUAAAGCUUGAUUGUCCAUCGCUAUCCCCGGAAAUAUGCUUCCCAGAAAUGGGGAUAGCAAACGGGCAAGUCAUUAUAAGUCGAGAUGAGAUCCAAAAGUUUUUCGAUCUCAUAACAGACGAAAUAUAUAAUUUGCUGGAUGGGCAAAUUCGACGGCUACAAUUAAGCUGCCCACUAGAGCACAUAUCUUUCGUCGUGUUGUCUGGCGGCUUGGGGAGCUCAGCUUAUUUGACGAAAAGACUCAAGGACAGAUACGAGAACCUAGCGAUAGUCCCUAACACCAUCGAAAUUUUGACAGUCGACGAACCGCAGCUGGCCGUCGCUCAAGGCCAGGUCAUGAACCGAAUCCGACAGUUGAAAGAAGACUGGAGUACAAUACCAAUGGUUUGCAGUCGAGUCAGCUACGGCAUCAUAUGCGACAAGCUGUAUGAUCCUACACGCCAUCUGGGCGAAUCUAUACGAUACGACGAGCGUGACAAGUCAACAUAUGCGGUGGAACAAAUUGAUUGGCUUGUUAUUCAGGGGAGUCCCAUUCCGCGAGUAGGAAUCUCCAAAGAAUUUAAACGAAAGGUCUACCCCAGGGACAUGGCAAAACCGUGGAAGGCUCAGAUCAUAAUGUCAACCCUGUCACCGGAACAAUUACCUUCGAGUAUGACACACGGCCAAGGGGCAAGACUAAUCUGCAAUAUUGAGGUCGAUAUGCGCAGCGUGGAAAAAAAGCCAAAGAACCAGCAUUGGUAUAACAUGCAACCGACAUACUUUCUGGCGAAUAUAAUUGUGAAGGUCAUAGUUGGGCCAAUGGACCUUCAUUUCGAACUAUGGAAUAAAAUUGGAAGGAAAAUUCAAACUACAAGACAGAGUCCCAUUACCGUGAAAUGGGUGCCGAUGAUCAAAGAGAAGGAUGAUGACGUAAAGGAACUCGAGGGGAGUUCAGCAAUCUUGGAGACUUCUAAAGCACAAGUGCAUGAGCUUGCUUCUAAAGCACAGGUGCAUGAGCUUGCAGGUUAG
Messenger RNA from Penicillium odoratum, 1950 nucleotides. Its product is annotated as Hsp70 family protein. The transcript is spliced from 6 exons. The record is from RefSeq and is a predicted model, not a curated record. The coding region runs from base 1 to 1950 and encodes 649 amino acids. NCBI's taxonomy places the organism in Eukaryota, Fungi, Ascomycota, Eurotiomycetes, Eurotiales, Aspergillaceae.